Microthlaspi erraticum is the source of this 2193-nucleotide messenger RNA. The record is from the annotation of a GenBank genome assembly. NCBI's taxonomy places the organism in Eukaryota, Viridiplantae, Streptophyta, Magnoliopsida, Brassicales, Brassicaceae.
AUGGAUGGUGGCGACGAUGUGGAGUCCCUGUUCGAGGGGAUGGAACUUUUUACGCCGUUGUCUCAGCUCCCCGAUAGCAGCGAUAACGCACCUGCAGUUUUGCCACCUUCGAAGGCGGCGGAGGCGACACUGAUCACGGCUCCACCGGCAGAGGUGUCGUCGGAGUCUAUGUCUGAGGCUUUGGACGAAAAUCUGUUUUCCGAUUUGACGAUAGUGAGUCCGGUCCAACACGUACCUGACGCAGUUACUCACCCAUCUCCGUUGUCUUCUUCCUCUUCCUCGGCGAUGAAUUAUGGCCGUCAGGUGUCACGGAGGAAGAAAAGAGCCGCCGGAUUAAGAAUCGGAUACGGUAGGCACGAAAUCAACGAAGAUGAAGAUGACUCUGUCAGUCUACAAUCGGCUGAUUCCGUCAGUCAGUUAUCGGAUUCCCUCAGUCAAUUAUCCGAUUCCGUCAAUCAAGUAUCGGAUUCCGUCGAUCAAGUUUCAAAUUCCGUCGAUCAAUUGUCUGAUUCCGUCGUUGAUCAGUCUGCUGUUGGUAGCUCGGGGAGGUUGGAGUUAGUCAAGGCUCAGAUCGAAGGGAAGCUAAACCGAGCUCGUUACUUGGCCGGUUCCGUUACUGCUGCUCGGAAGAAUGCCAUCAGGAAGAGAAGGCAAGCAUCCGAGAAUCUCAGAUCAUCUUCCACAACGCACGACGAGCUCGAGAAACAGCUUGAGGAAGCAAUUGAAGCUGAGGAUUUUGAUGCGGCCGAGAGGAUCAGCGAAAGCCUCGCGGCUGCGGAAAGAGAUAAGCUAGCUCUCAUGACAUUGCUCCGUCAAGCAGAAUCUGAUUGUGAUGCUAUUGAAUCCAAGAUGGAGGAAGUCCUCCUUUCUCAGAUCGCCGCUGAAGAAGAAUCCGCCUCUCUGCUUCGUGGAUCUUGCACGGAAGCUGAGAACGACGCUGAAUCAAUUCUGGAGAAUGCAGAAGCGUUUUGUUUAGAGGAAAUGGGGAAAUGGCAUUCAUGUUCUGAAGAUGUGGAGGUCAGAAAAGUUGAGCUUGAUAUAGAAUCAGUCAUAGUUGAUAACGUCCGUUUGUCACUGAAUGAUAGUCUUGAAGGAUCGGUUGAACAAGAGAUGAAAGAAAAGGAGAUGUUGAGUAAGAAGAAAGAACAAUUGUCAGAUGAACUUCAGGAGCUGCUUGCUCUGGUGAAGGUAAAGGAGAAGGAGAUUUAUGAGAACGAUUUCCAAAUAAAGGAAGUCGAGGAAAGGAUUAGUAAUGUGGUGUUUGGCUACAAGGAAUUGCAAGCAAGCAUGGAUAAAAUGCUUGACGAUGUACAAACGGGUCUCUCUCAGAUUGAUAUGGAAACUGAAGCUUUAUCAAGGAAAAAGAUAGAGGUGGAUGAGUUCGUGGCUUCUGAGAAGGAGAGAGGCGCCACACUCCGUGAACUUGUUAGUGUUUCAGCAGAUGAAGCAUGCCAAUAUGAGGAAGUUGUUACAUUGCGGAAAACACUGAUGGCAUAUGUGUCAAAAACUAGAGAAGAGAGAGCCAAGCUAGUAAAUGUGGAAGAGAAGCUUUCUGAGGAAGUCCAUAAGGUACAAGAGGAACUUUCCAGUACCCGAGAGUUACUAAAGGAGGGAUCUUCAAGAAAGUCCAUCAUCCAACAAAAUAUUACAUCUUUCAUGGACAAAAUCAUGUUCAUAGAGAAAAGGAUGCCUGAGCUCGAAGCAGAGAAGAAAGUGGCUGCCGCAACGAGAAAUUUCAAAGAAGCUGGAAGAAUAGCAGCAGAAUUGAAGUCCUUGAAUCUAGAAAAGGAAAAGAUACAGAUGGAAACAGGAAAAGCCAACACUGAGCUCGAGAAAGCAGAGCAAGAGAUUGAAGAAACCAUCAAGAAGCUACAAGAGUUAGAGAAGUUGAUUUUUUCGCAAGAAAAAGAAUUGGCUCUCAGUAGAUUCCAGAGGCUGAGGAUUGAGAGUGGCACUGCAAAAGCCGAGAGAUCAGCUGCUCUAGAGCUGAGCGAUCUGGAAGAAGCGAAUCUUCUACUAGAGGAAGCAAAGGAAGCAGAAUCCGAAGCAGAAAAGCUUAAACUCACUUGCGGUCUAAAAGAGGAAGACGAAGAAGAAGAAACAAAAUCUUGUGAAGUUUUUGUCUCGAUGGAACUUAUAGCCACCUUGGGUCUGAAAAAAUUACAAGAACUUGCAGACUCUGUUCCGUCUUAA